This is a messenger RNA of Phymastichus coffea, 3002 nucleotides long. RefSeq names its product TBC domain-containing protein kinase-like protein. The record is from RefSeq and is a predicted model, not a curated record. The transcript has 12 exons. Gene Ontology annotation, molecular function: ATP binding; GTPase activator activity; protein kinase activity. Gene Ontology annotation, biological process: activation of GTPase activity; protein phosphorylation. Bases 191 to 2671 code for a protein of 826 amino acids. NCBI's taxonomy places the organism in Eukaryota, Metazoa, Arthropoda, Insecta, Hymenoptera, Eulophidae.
GUGGGAGGAUCACUGAGCAAUUGUAUACAAUGCGUUGUGUCGUAUCUCUUGAUUCAUUGCUAAUUAACAAUUAACAAUUGGAAAUUUUUUUAUAAAUAUUACUGGUGAUUCAUCUGUUGUUAUUUAGUAGUUUGUCACUAAUUGUUUAGUGAAUCCAAGUAGCAAUGAAAUUUUAAGUUUUGGUUAAUGUAUGUUCAACGAUAUAAACACAGACAACUGUAGUUUGAACUUUUCCAAAAUGUGUCCUGCAUUAUUGGAGAACGAAGAAAGAUGUUUUGGGGGGAUGACGUUUUUUGCUCAAAGUCAUCCAGCAGAACUGUGCGGGAGUAAUGGCUUGCCACUGACUCCAAAUUCAAUAACAAUACUUGGAAAAUCACAAUUUUUGAAAACCAUCAAUCAUCCGAAUUUAUCUACAUAUAUGGACAUUAUUCGCAGUAAACAUGAGAGAACUAUUGUGGUGGCAGAGUACAAAGGAGAACCACUAAUUUCAAAAGAGAAUUUAUCUGUUAAUGAUGUGGUUAAAAUUACUUACCAAUGUUUAGUUGGUUUGAAAUAUAUGAAUGAUCUCAAUUUGGUUCAUAGUCAUCUCAGUCCUGACAAUAUUCUCAUCGACAAGCAUGGCAACGUUCAACUUUAUAACUUUGGCUUGUACUAUAUGACUGACUAUGGGAAAAAUGUAUCAUUUCCUAUUGGGUACCCUAAGUACACAGCACCAGAAGUUUUUUUAAGUAACAGUAUGAGAAGUGUCAAAGUAGAUUCAUGGUCAUUAGGUAUCAUAAUAGCAGAGAGAUUACUUGGGAGAACUCUCUGGCCAGGUGUAAAAUUAUCUCAAUGUCUGAAAAAAGUUUUGAGCUUGAUUUACACUGAAAACAGUGUGUUUGAAAGAUUAGCACAUGAAAAUAGCUGCUACAAUGUCUAUGAGGAACUGCCUCAGGAUGUUAAAAGUUUUGUAAAUGACUGUUUGCAAAUACAUCCAUCGCAGCGUAAAACACCAGAAGAACUUCUAAAUUUACCUAUAUUCGAAGACUUUUUGAAGAAAGAUGCAAAAGAAAAAGAAGAUAGCUUGUAUGAAAAUAUUAUCAGUAGACAGAUGGAUGAACUUUAUUAUUUAUGGCAACUGGCUGGAGGAGAUAUUUCAAUGGAAUUAAAAAAACAAGGACUGAUCAGAUCAAGACCUCCUAUCUUAUCACUUCCAAACCUUGUGAUAUUAUUAGGCCAGAUGUUUGGUCGUCGUGAUACAGCUGGACUAUUAGAUCUGAAGGUUGUUAAAGUUCCACUGGAUGUGCUAAGUCAAAGACUGUCACAUAUUCCUUAUGUAGCAAACUAUCCUAGACUGACAAGCCAAAUGCAUGUUCAAGAACAAGACGAUUUAACAGAAUCUUCAUCUCAACUUCCACUCAUCAUAAGAGAAAGGGAUACCGAAUAUCAAUUUUAUAGGCUUGUUCUGUAUUCUAGAUUACUACAAAUAUAUCCAAUAACAAAAGAUGCGAUUGUACGUGAGGCUCACAAAGAUAUACCACCACCAGUUCGAGGCGCAGUAUGGGCUGCUCUGCUGGGCAUUACAGGAGACAUACAGAAAAAAUACGACAUGAUUGACAAAGAAACACCUACUCACACUGAUAGACAAAUUGAAGUUGAUAUUCCAAGAUGUCAUCAGUAUAGUGAACUUCUGUCGUCUGGUGCUGGACAUGAAAGACUGCAAAGAUUAUUAAAAGCUUGGGUUAGAGAUAACCCGCAUUAUGUUUAUUGGCAAGGACUCGACUCCCUAACUGCUCCGUUUUUAUUUCUGAAUUUUAACGACGAAGCUCGAGCUUUCGCUUGUUUAUCAGCUUUCAUUCCAAAGUAUCUUCAUAAAUUUUUCUUGAAAGACAAUUCUGCCGUUAUACAAGAGUAUCUAGGGAAGUUUUCGGAAAUCAUUGCAUUCCAUGAUCCACAGUUAGCGAAUCAUUUGAAAUCAAUCAACUUUGUUCCAGAACUGUUUGCUAUUCCUUGGUUUUUGACUAUGUUUUCACAUGUAUUUCCAAUUCACAAAAUUUUACAUCUAUGGGAUAAGCUUCUGCUAGGCGACUCGUCUUUUCCACUCUUUGUUGGUCUGGCAAUUCUGAAACAACUAAGAGAUUCUCUACUGACAUCCGGAUUCAAUGAGUGUAUACUUUUAUUUUCCGACCUCCCGGAAAUAGACAUUGAACAGUGCGUCAAAGACUCGAUGUCGAUGUACCAGAAAACUCCAGCGAGUAUCACCUAUCGCCGUCAUCAGUAUAAUCAGUCAAAGGCUACCAGUUGGUCAGAGCCAGAACCUGGCACGGAAAAAAUGACUCGUAUCAGCGUAGAUGAUUAUCUGGAGUUACUGGAUACUGCACCCGGUAAAAUUAUUACUGUUGAUAUUCGUAACGUCAUGCAAUUCGAGAGAGGUGCAGUAGCAGGUAGCAUUAACAUUCCAUUCACCAACGUCCAAUUGUCUCAAGUUCAAGUUACAACGCUCGGACCACAAGCAGCACCAUUAGCUGAGAAUAAAGACAAAAUUGUUGUUAUUAUUGGUCCCAAUGAUCAGCACAACGCUCUAUUUGCUGAUUUCCUGGUAAGCUGUCAAGUAUUCGGCGUCUGCUCGGUACAAGGUGGAAUCUACGCUCUACGCUCAAAGGCUCCGAACAUAUUAAUCCCAGCGCGCUAAUUUUGUUAAUUGCUCGUUCAAUCAGUUGUAAAGAAUUGUAUACUUGCAUAUACAUAGCAUAAUUACUCAACGACGAAUCGUGUGCAUAAUAUAUCGUGUGCAGAGAUCAAUUUGUGAUAAAAACUGAAAAUAUAUAUAUUUAUACACUUUACAUACAAGCAGCUUUUCUUCUGAUUUUCUACGUAAUUGGAGCCCCUGCGAUUUGAAUCUCCCGGCAAUCGCCGUUUCGUUACGACCUUUUACUUGCGUUGCCAUGCCAACGUAAUGCAAAACAGCACGCGCGCCUACUUUACUCUCUCACUCACUCUCUUUCUCUCUUUCGCUGUCUCCC